GAUGAAAAUGUGACAGGCUUGUUUUCAAUGGAUGAAUCAACAGGGAAUUUAUAUCUUCAAGACAGUCUUCUGAAACAGCUGGACAUCAAAACCGUCAAAUAUUAUGAUGUAAUUGUCAUGGCAACAGACAGCGGGCUCUUCCCCAAUUCAAUACAAGGCUCUCUACGAGUCAAGAUCAAACAUUCAGGCAACCAGCCGCCUUAUCUGGAGAAAACCAUGUUUAGUGUCUCGGUGCCUGAAUCCACUAAAAAAGGGAGACAAGUUCUCAAUGUUACCACCAGCGAUCCUGAUGGCGGGAACGUUACACUUAAAGUAGAUGGGAAAAUGUCCAGUGAAUUCACAUUCGACACGCACACUCUUAUAUCAGUGAAGGAACUGGAUUAUGAAGAAAAGUCAUUUUACAUCAUUAAAGCAAGUGCAAGUGACGACGAAAAUGACGUUCCUUUUUUCGUGCACAUUUCAGUGGAAAAUGUGUAUGAUGAAGCUCCUGAAAUAAAGCUUUCAGAUGUUCGUGAACUUCCAGAGGAGAUGGAAGUAGGGUCCUUCAUAAGUGGCAUAUACAAGGUCAAGGACAACGACAAGGAUGAUAAGCUCACGUUCGUUCUGAAUGGGAACGACAGUGCCUAUUUUGAAUUAGACGCCACCAGUGGGCAAAUGAGUAUCGCCAAGAAAAUAGAUGCUGAUGGGGAAGACGGACGCCAGAUGCUCGAUGGUUUAAACUUGACAGUGACAGAUAGGGGCGGACUGGCCUCGAGUGUAAUGUUCAACAUCUCCAUACGUGACAGAAAUGAUAACGGCCCCCAGUGUGAACCGAGAGUGUUAAAAUACUCUGUGACAGAAAAUACAACUGAUGUGAUAAAGGCCCUGAACUGCUCAGACAUGGAUGCCGGCACAAAUGGAGAAUUUUCUCUUCAGAUUAUGGGAAAAACAAUUGCCAACGCGUUCACCCUAAAUGACAGUGACCUCAUUGUGCAUGGCCAAAAUAUUGAUUUUGAAACCCUCAGAGAUAAUCCUAUGUUGAUCUCGAUAAUCGCAGUAGAUAAACCCGAUAAAGACAAGGCGAUGACGGCCACUGUCUUGGUGUUUGUCAAGGUAACAACAUGGGAACGUAUUUACAACUUAAAUUAAGUAAAUCUGAGUUAAUUCGGACAGGGAUAAUUCGAAAACCUCUUCUUAUUGUUUGCUGUUGCCAGUAAGUCUGGACAUUGUUUAGUCCGGUCGUUUUAGCUGGCAACGGUACCGUCUGUAUUGAGUGGGCUUUACUGCAUAAGGUCAUACAAUGAACGGUACACUGCACAGUUACGUCCCAUAGCAGGAAUAGGUUCAUAGUUGCUAUAAGUUUAUUUAUCAAGUUGAUGUUUCAAUACCCUGAAACAGGCGAACAGAUAUUGUGGCAACAGUGAAACAAAAUGUUGUUUUACGUCACAGUCAGCAAUCUUUUAGAAUAUUUUAUAGUGGACCUUUUUAUGAAUCUUGGCUAGGCGAACCAGUGGUUGAUAACAAGAACAACAAUCAACGCUGGGGAAGGGUGACAGUCAGGCGGUUCACACUUUGUAUCCACCCGAUUCUC
This is a messenger RNA of Haliotis rufescens (red abalone), 1570 nucleotides long. Its product is annotated as cadherin EGF LAG seven-pass G-type receptor 1-like. Gene Ontology annotation, cellular component: plasma membrane. The coding region runs from base 28 to 1128 and encodes 366 amino acids. The transcript has 4 exons. Gene Ontology annotation, molecular function: calcium ion binding. The record is from RefSeq and is a predicted model, not a curated record. Gene Ontology annotation, biological process: homophilic cell-cell adhesion. NCBI's taxonomy places the organism in Eukaryota, Metazoa, Mollusca, Gastropoda, Lepetellida, Haliotidae.